Acanthisitta chloris (rifleman) is the source of this 2372-nucleotide messenger RNA. RefSeq names its product Rho guanine nucleotide exchange factor (GEF) 33 (gene ARHGEF33). Bases 1 to 2364 code for a protein of 787 amino acids. Gene Ontology annotation, molecular function: guanyl-nucleotide exchange factor activity. The record is from RefSeq and is a predicted model, not a curated record. Lineage: Eukaryota; Metazoa; Chordata; Aves; Passeriformes; Acanthisittidae. The transcript is spliced from 14 exons.
AUGUUAGGCCGAAUUUCUGUUGUAAAGUUGCAGGCAUUAGCCUCUGAGUUGAAGGCAGGUUUCACAGAAGCAAUGCAGGAGCUGUCACGAAUCCAGCAUGGGGAGUAUGCCCUGGAGGAGAAGGUCAAGAGCUGCCGCUGUGCUAUGGAAGAGAAAGUGGCCGAGAUGAAGAAUUCCCUCAACACGUUCAAGGAGGAGCUCAGCGAUGCAAAGUCAAUGAUUGAAGAAAUCAGUGCCAAGCAGGAGGAAAUGCAACAGAAAAUUGAGCAGCUGCAGCAAGAGAAGCGGCGGGAAUCACGGAAGGUGAAAACUAAAAGAGCACAGAAGGAUGAUCACGGGUCGCAGACAGUGCCGACGCCUCUCCAGGGCAGCCCAUUUCGAUCCAUUCACCUUCCAGAACCUGUGCUAAUCAAUGAAGAUUUUACAAGUCUUUUACACAAUGUGACUUAUGAAAAAGUGUCUGACACCAGGAUCAUGCCAAUGGGAGAAGGCAGUGUGAAGGUCAUAGCAGGUCCAGGAGCAGCCAUAGAGACAGAUGACAGCCUCAAGCCUUCCUUGACAACAGAGGGGCAGUCAAAAAUGCAUCUGCCAUCAACAGUAUGGAAGCAGCCCAAGGACACCAAGGACUGGGGAGAUGAAUACAUUUCCAAAGAGCAACCAGAAAGAGGGAAAGACAUGGGCCAAAGCAGAUACAGCUCAGCAGACAACAUAAUAUGUGAACCCUCUUUGGCUGCCAAAAGGCAGAACAUUGCUCUGGAACUGCUGGAGUCAGAAAGGAAGUAUGUCAUCAACCUUUCCCUAAUCCUGAAGAUCAAGGCCACAUUGCAAGGGCCAGAUGUGAAAAGAAGCACCAAAGAGAGAAGUUUUUUCCCCAACUCUCUGAGGUUCCUGGUCCAGCAGCAUGUUGAUUUACUUCAUGCUCUACAGGAGCGAGUCCUGAGCUGGCCCCGACAAGGGAUCCUAGGAGACAUCUUCCUGAAGUUAACAAAUGAUGAGAAUAAUUUUCUGGACUACUAUGUCGCUUACCUGAGGGACCUGCCAGAAUGCAUCUCUCUGAUCCAUGUGGUGAUCCUGAAAGAGGUAGAAGAAGAAAUCAAGUCUGAUCUCUACAUUCUGUUCUUCCAUAUAGUCCAGCGAAUCCCUGAAUACCUUAUUCAUCUACAGAAUGUCCUGAAGUUCACGGAGCAAGAGCAUCCUGACUAUUACCUGCUGCUGGUGUGUGUGCAGCGCCUUCGGGUUUUCAUCUCACACUAUAGUCUCCUCUUCCAAUGCAAUGAAGACCUGCUGAUUCAGAAGAGGAAAAAGCUGAAGAAGUCAUCCCUGGUGAAGCUGUACAAAGGUCUCACCUCCCAGUGCACAAGCCAAGAGGUUUCUCCAACAGCCAGUGCAGCAUCUAUUCGGGACAGUGGGAUCCACACUGAAGAGACAAUACAGUCAUUCCCACCAGCACCUUCCUCUGGCACGACAACCCCGCAUUUGAUGCCCCAGAUGAAGAAACCCCAGCCAACUGUGAUGGAGAAUAUCCAGGCUGUAAAGCCCCCUGAAUGGGAAAUAGAAAGUAGGAAACAUGAGAGGCCCGAGAACAUCCUUGCAUCCUCUCAGCUGACAGAGCAGGAACUCAAGGCUCUGACAGCCCCCUUACAAUCCAUUCCUGAAAUGGAGUAUGAAGCACCACCGGCUGACGCAGUGGGAAACACUGAGAGAGCCAUCAGGACCUCUGUGGAGCUGUUACAGGAUGCGAGGAACUUUGCACCAAGCUAUGAAGAAUUCGACUACCCUGGGGAGGUUUUCACCAUGCCAGGUCCCUAUGAAGAUGACACCUUCCAAAACCUCGCUCUCUUUGAGAAUUGUUCUCCAGCCUCUUCAGAGUCCAGCUUAGAUAUUUGUUUCCUUAGGCCUGUUAACUUCACCUCAGAACCAGAGAGGACAGACCAUGCCUUACAGCCAUUGCCUAAGAGCUGCACCCCUGUGAGCAGCAGUACUUACAAGCGUGAGAUGUUUCACAGCAAAGGCAAGCAGCUGAGCAGGUCUCUGAAGGAGCUGCCGAGGAGCGCUGAGGGUGUGAGCACCAGACUCUACAGCACACGGAGCAGCAGCGGAAGCCGUCUGCAGCAGAAGCAGGAGAGGAAUGUUCAGCCUCACAUGAUCUCAGCCUCAUCUCGAAGCUCCCAAAGGAGCUACUUCCCCCCACAGAGAGGAGCGGGUGAAAAACCAAGCUUUUUGGAAGAGCUCCAUGCAGAAGACAACACCAGGUUCUGCCAGAAGGAUGACAAUGAGCAAACAUCCUUCAGCGACCACAACCCACGGCACGAGCCCAAGGGGGGGUUCCGGAGCUCCUUCCGCAAGCUCUUCAAAAAGAAAUAAGCAGCCCC